Molecule: messenger RNA, 375 nt
Organism: Penicillium alfredii
Lineage: Eukaryota; Fungi; Ascomycota; Eurotiomycetes; Eurotiales; Aspergillaceae
Exons: 2
Coding region: 1-375 (124 amino acids)
Source: RefSeq, a predicted model, not a curated record
AUGGGCGAAUGCUCUCGCGUCUGCUCGGCGUGCUCGGCCCCCAAGGCUCACUACUGCAGCUUGUCCUGCCAGCGAAACGACUGGAACACUCACAAGGCCAACUGCGCCGGCGCCCAGAAAUACAACUGUUUCCUCAUCCGAGCUCCUCCUACCUCGGCCACUGAAAUCAACGACUCUGACUAUGUGGAGCCAUUCACCCUCGAGGCACAUGGGAACUGGUCCGCCGAGAUGCGAGAGCUGAAGCAGCGAAUGGGUUGGCCUACCACCGACGAAGCCGGCAAGUUCUACCCGCACCAGCCCGUGGACCACUGGUAUUACUAUGUCUACCAUUCCGAGGGUGCAAAUGACCCCAAAAGCUCGAUUGCCUCGCGCUGA